Molecule: messenger RNA, 622 nt
Organism: Neltuma alba
Lineage: Eukaryota; Viridiplantae; Streptophyta; Magnoliopsida; Fabales; Fabaceae
Product: dnaJ homolog subfamily B member 13-like
Exons: 2
Coding region: 9-554 (181 amino acids)
Cellular component (GO): cytosol
Molecular function (GO): protein-folding chaperone binding
Source: RefSeq, a predicted model, not a curated record
GGAAACCCAUGCCAAUAGAGAAGAAGUUGGAGUGCACACUUGAAAAUUUAUACUUUGGAUGCGUCAAAAAGAUCAGAAUUACGAGAGACGUUAUCAAGCCCCCUGGGGUUAUCCUCCAAGAGGACGAGGUGUUACAGAUUGACGUAAAGCCAGGAUGGAGAAAAGGAACGAAGAUUACCUUCGAGGAAAAGGGUAACGAGGAACCUGGAUACCUCCCUGCUGAUAUAAUCUUCUCAAUUGAAGAAAAGGAACACCCUUUGUUUACCAGAGAUGGUAACAAUUUGGUAGUGUGUGUUAAGAUCCCCCUGGUAAACGCACUCACUGGCUGUUUAAUACGAGCUCCUCUGAUUGGAGGGGAAACGAUGAAUGUGUCAUUUGAGAAUAUUGUCAUAUAUCCUGGAUAUGUGAAGGUCAUUCAAGGUAAAGGCAUGCCAGAUCCCCAGCAUAAUGGGAGGAGAGGCGACCUCCAUAUCCAAUUCCUCAUCAACUUCCCUAAAACAUUGACUGAUGAACAAAAGCAAGAAGUUGUUAGCAUUCUACAGGAUUGUAACUGAUAAGGUGGUGGAUAGACUUGUGAAUAAUUUUGUUUUGUUCUCAAUCUGAUGUUUCAUAGGGCUAAUAU